GAAGAGAAGAAUCAGACAACUAAAAAAAUGGCAUGGAGGUCUCAUGGCACAACAAACAACCAACUCAUCCAAAACCUGUUCACCAAUGGAUUAAUGAAAUCACACAGGAUACUCGAGGCGAUGAAGAAGGUCGAUCGAGCCAAUUAUCUCAUCAUCCCUGGCUCUCAAAAGUAUGCCUACGAGGACCGGCCUCAAUCCAUCGGAUUCGGUGCCACCAUCUCGGCUCCUCAUAUGCAUGCAAACGCCCUGGAGAACCUACUGCCAUUCUUGAAACCAGGCGCAAGAGUACUAGAUGUGGGCAGUGGUAGCGGCUACAUGGUAGCCUGUUUUCACCAUCUAGUCAAAGGGCCAGCACCCGAGUCAUCCCCGCCGACUAUUGGCUUCGUUCUAGGGAUCGAGCAUAUCCCUGAGCUAGCCCGACAAUCGAUCGAGAAUCUUAGGAAGGACGGCUUAGGACCGAGCCUAGAGAAUUCUGAGAUCAGCGUCUCCAGCGAGGAUGGAAGGAACCCGGAUCUAAGACAUGGAGGUGCAUGGGACGUCAUUCAUGUCGGCGCUGCUGCCCCAACGGUCCCAGAAGCUUUAUUGAAUCAACUUAAUGCACCUGGAAGAAUGUUCAUACCUGUCGGUGAAGAGAAUCAAGCGAUUUAUCAAAUCGAUAAACAUUCCGAUGGAAGGAUUACCCAACAAGAGUUGUAUGGGGUCAGAUACGUCCCUCUGACCGAUCAGAAAUCUCAGCUAAACUGCGACACUUGAAGUCGAACCCCCUAAUCGAUUGCUACAUUUAAGUAACUAACUGACAAAGAUGAUAGGGGUUUUGUUAUAUUUCUAUUUCUCAUGGUGUAUGUUGUAUGUCAUAUUGAAGCUUUAUAACAAUAUGUGAAAUGAAAUUCGAUAACUUAUAAUGUA
Molecule: messenger RNA, 906 nt
Organism: Puccinia graminis f. sp. tritici CRL 75-36-700-3
Lineage: Eukaryota; Fungi; Basidiomycota; Pucciniomycetes; Pucciniales; Pucciniaceae
Product: protein-L-isoaspartate O-methyltransferase
Exons: 9
Coding region: 28-753 (241 amino acids)
Biological process (GO): protein modification process
Cellular component (GO): cytoplasm
Molecular function (GO): protein-L-isoaspartate (D-aspartate) O-methyltransferase activity
Source: RefSeq, a predicted model, not a curated record